CUCCAAACUCCGACCGGAAUCCUAAUUGAGAAGCUUGAGUUCUGUAUCCUGACCCAAUCUCUCUGGGAAUAGAGUGUCAGAUAAGUGCAAAUUCACGGUCCAGAGUGAAGAUGCGAUUGUUGAAUGUGGAAGCCUUUCUCGACAGGGAAACGAAUAUCGGGCGAGCAACACCCGCAACUAAGGUGUUGGAAGAACGAGAUGAUGCGACCACAGCUUAUGCGAUAUUGUCCCAUCGCUGGGGGGAUGAGGUGAACUACAAUGAGAUAAAUGAACUGACGAGGACGGGCGAAGAAGAGAGAGAGAAAAUUAGGGCACGUAAUGGCUACAAGAAGAUCCUCGGGAGUUGCAGACAGACCAUGAAGGACGGCCUCCAAUGGCUGUGGGUAGACACUUGCUGCAUCGACAAGAGGAGCAGCUCAGAGCUAUCUGAAGCCAUCAAUUCCAUGUACCGGUGGUACGAGAACUCGGCCAAGUGCUAUGCAUACCUCCAUGACGUCGACAGCCCCACUUUCGUUACUGAACCCGACCACAGGCAGUUUAACAACUCUAAUGGUUGGCCAGAGUGGUUCUCACGCGGCUGGACACUCCAGGAGUUGAUAGCACCAAGGGACGUUCAGUAUUUUAACGAGCAUUGGGUGCCCAUAGGAAGCAAGCGUAACCUGGCGGAUACUUUGGAGAAAAUUACACGCAUUCCACAGGCUGUUUUGAUAAACGGUCUGGCUUCAGGUGUCCGCAGUGCGGCCCAAGUGAUGUCAUGGGCCGCAGACCGAAAGACAACCCGGGUGGAGGACCGGGCAUAUUCAUUGAUGGGAUUAUUUGGAGUGCAUAUGCCAAUGUUGUACGGGGAAGGGAAGAGCGCCUUUCAUCGUCUCCAGCUAGAAAUCGUCCGGUCAUCCAAUGACCAUAGCAUCUUCGCAUGGGACCCAAAAGGAAGGAUUCGGCGAUCUGGUAGCAUUUUGGCCGAUGACCCAAGCUACUUUCGCGAUUGUAAUGGCAUUUGGAGCGUAAAACCAGAUUGGUUCGUGCCACGGUUCAAGUCUCGCUUGCAAGAUCAUCUGCCAGCGGUUAGGCGUGUUAUGCCUGCGAAUCUAAUUCAAUCCGUUCUUUUGACGCUGCUUGGACAAUCUCUUGUCAGAGAGCUGAGCACAUUUUCUAUCACCAACGGUGGCAUACAAAUAUCAUUGCCCCUUGCCCCUUAUCCCAACUCUCCGUCCCUUUUUAGGGCCACACUGAGAUGUAAAAUGGAUAUAGCGGCACCUCUGAUGACGAUUGACUUGUUAUCCGACUCCACCGUCUAUUACAGGUUCUUCGGUGCAACGGGAGAACCCACGGUCUUUCCCCGCAUCAAACAACUUUUUCUUUCUUGCGAUCAAGAUGAGUCACGCCACAGUCUCACACUUGACGAUAGGACCGUUUCUUACUACGGGUUCACUCGCUGCGGCACCUUCCCGCGCAGUAUUUCAGGAAACUCCGUAAAGCUGUCGCUUUCGAACGAUUUAAUCGUCAUAAUCUAUGCUAACGACAACGCUAACGUUCGCUUUGCGGUCGGACUCGGCUACUACCUUAGAAAUGCAUGGGUCCAUUCUGCCUAUGACGAAACCCGGGUCCAAACUUGUACACCAUGGGAAGAUUAUGCCAAGCAAGUAUAUGAUUGGAUGUGGACUAAGCAGGCAGAUCUUGCCCGUAGUAUGCCAGGCCGCGGUACUACUGCCGAUACCAGUUCCGAUAGUGUGAGCUUCAUAAAGCACACCCGCCUUCCCCGAUCAAUCUGGGCCGUGAGGACCAUGUGGGGAAAUUGGCCCAGCGGCAAUUGUACGGUCACUAUUGAUGUUGCGCACUGCGCUGGUUGUUGUAAUGGUCCCCUUGAGUGGAAAACGUUGGUUAAUGAUUGGGACGGCCUUGACACCCCGGGACCUAUGCAAAUGGCUGGUCCUCUCUCGCCGAAGUAUGUGUUGUACCUGGAUGGGACCUAUGUGCAGUUUCUUAAGUCCACCUAUAUUGGAAUUAUGCUGGGUGAUUACGGCCGUUUCGAUUCGACCUUCAAGCGUGACGGCAACAUCUUUCAGGACCUUGAGUCACUGGCCGAAGUCCUCUGCGUUGAUCCUACAGAUCCGGCUUAUCGCCCAGUGCAGCGUAGUGUUUCUGGUGGAAAUGCUGCGACAAAAGAAGAGGACACGGUGAUCGCACGAGCUUCUGGCGAUAGUUCCUCUAGAUUAAUUCUACGUCAACCCAUUGGCCUGUCGCUUCCAAACAAUCAACCACUGGUGUCAUUGCUGAAGGCCUUAUCUACUCGCCUCACCAACAAAUGUCUCGUGACGUCGGUCGUGCGUUGCGCAGUGCAACCCGGACAAACUGUUACACGUCUUUGCUACUUUUCGACACCUCAAGUUUGGCAUGCGGUUGCACCCAACGAAGUGCGGCUGGCACGGUUCAAAGAAAUUAGGUGUGACUUUUGCAGGUGUUAUCGAAGGAUGGUUGACUUCACGCUUCCAUCGUAGGGAACAGUUUUACAUCUUGCUGAACUGGCGUCAGCCUGCCACAUCAGCAAGUUCUAGUCGGUCUCUGAGUGGUAAAAUGAUAAAUGGGGCAAUCAAAUACUUCUCAGACUUAUUUGGGAUUGAGCAUUUCAAAAACUAUGUUGGAAAGACAACGUUUUUCAACAGACUCUCUAGCCUAGACGUAGGAUCUCCCACCCAUUCGCCCGAAGGUUCUCAACCGGAAUCAUCAAACGAUCCUUCCUCAAUGGCCUCCGGACCAU
This is a messenger RNA of Pisolithus orientalis, 2758 nucleotides long. RefSeq names its product heterokaryon incompatibility protein-domain-containing protein. Lineage: Eukaryota; Fungi; Basidiomycota; Agaricomycetes; Boletales; Pisolithaceae. Bases 111 to 2498 code for a protein of 795 amino acids. The transcript is spliced from 8 exons. The record is from RefSeq and is a predicted model, not a curated record.